UGUUGUUUAGUUUUAUCACAAACAGCAGAAACAUGUCUCACGGCUGGGGCUACGGAGCCGACAACGGUCCAGACACAUGGGAAGAGGGAUACCCGAUCGCCACCGGACCCCGUCAGAGCCCCAUAAACAUCGUCCCCAGAGACGCAGUGUAUGACCCCGCCCUCAAGCCCCUGAAGCUGACCUACGACCCCAGCGACGCCAAGGGCAUCCUCAACAAUGGACACUCCUUCCAGGUGGACUUUGUAGACGACACCGACUCCUCAACCCUGACGGGAGGCCCUAUCUCUGGGGUGUACAGGCUCAAACAGUUCCACUGUCACUGGGGCAGCAGCGACGACCAGGGCUCUGAGCACACUGUGAAUGGCGUCAGGUUCCCCUGUGAGCUCCACCUGGUGCACUGGAACACUAAGUAUCCCAGUUUUGGUGAUGCAGCCAAAGAGCCUGAUGGCCUGGCCGUGGUCGGAGUCUUCCUCAGGAUUGGAGCAGCCAACCCCAGACUGCAGAGAGUCCUGGACAGUUUUGAGUCCAUCAAGAACAAGGGUAAGCAGAGCGGCUUCGGAGAUUUUGACACUCGGACCCUGCUGCCCCCCUCCCUCGAGUACUGGACGUACGACGGCUCUCUGACCACGCCCCCUCUGCUGGAGAGUGUCACCUGGAUUGUACUGAAGCAGCCAAUCAGUGUCAGCCCUGCACAGAUGGAGAUGUUCCGCAGUCUGCAGUUCUGUGCUGAAGGAGAGGGAGUGUGGGACAUGGUGGACAACUUCAGACCCCCUCAACCUCUGAAGGGACGUCUGCUCCGCGCCAACUUCAAAAUCUAAAUAAUUUGAAUAUUUAAUGUCAGAAUGCUCAGCCAGAAUGCAAAUAGGAAACAUUAUGAAACAAUAAAUUUAGGUAAAAACUACUUUUUUGAAAGUCUAGUUUGUAAUCAUUAUUUACUUAUUAGACAUAUUUUUAGAUUUUUUUUCAAAGUAUUUAAAGGUGCAUAAAGGUGUUACUUUUCUGGUUGUGAAACUGCCACCUGCUCGUUUCCAUGGACAGUAUGGCAUUAGACUUAUCCAACUUGCAUUUAUUCAACUACGGGAGUUUCUAUUAGUAUGACAGGUCAGAUCCUCUCCUCAGAUCUGACCUGUCACUUGUCUCCAUGGAGAUACACAUGUUUAAGAUAGUGGAACAUUCUAAGCAAAGCAAAACAAACAAAAUUACAUGUUGUUUAGGUUAAAGGGCCAAUAUUACACUAUUUUUUUUAUCUGUUCUAAUGUUGUUUCCUCAUCGCAAAUAGACCUGUAGUUGUGUUUUGUUUCAUUCACACAUGUUUAAAACACAAACCCUGCACAUUUAGUCCUUCUCUGAAACUGAAAACACUCUGUUCCACCUUGUGAUGUCAUGCGGAGAUACAGGAAGUGCUCCACUGUGUUUUUCUACUGAACAAAAGAUAAAAGGUUGCUGUUAACAUGAAAACUACCACUUCAUGGCAUCAUAAGGUGGAACAGAGCAUUUUGAGCUUUGUAAAUGUAGAUGGACUAAUAAUGCAGAGUUACACAAACAUGCGUGAAUGAAACAAAACACAACUCCAGGUCUGUUUUUGAGGAGGCAGUAAGUCAGUUUAGUGUAAUAUAGCACCUUUAAGAAAAUAUCACUUUAAAGAAAAUGUCCCAUUAGUCGGCUACAUAAAUAAAUUUGCAGUUUUGCUUGUAGUUUUAAAUGCAGGAAAUUACUAAUUAGUCUAUAUUUGAUUUUGUGAGAUUUUUUUCUACUCAACCAAACAUAAUUAAAAUGAUUUUGUCUAAGAUUGUACUGUAGAUUUUUUAGAAUUCAAGUCAUAUUUUUGUCUAAAUUUGAAUGAGAUGUAAAGUUUGAUAAGUUUAAUCCUGUUUUUGUUUGAGAUUGUUGUAUUUACAGUGAAAACUCAGACCUCAGCUAGAGACUUCAGCUUGUUUGGACUGGAAUAACAUGGAAAAAGUGCCUUAUUUAAAUGCUAUCUUGCUAAUGCUAAUUCCUCAGGAACAUAACCUAAUCUGUUUGUACAAUGAAGCCAAACCAAACACUGGACUUAUUUAUUCCAUUAUAAUGUGUAGCACAGUUUCAUGAGCUUGAGUCAAAUAUAAAAUAUUUAUAUAAGCAAGAAUGAUUUACUUGAAAAAAGUUUAAUAAAAUGUGAAUUGCCCUGUG
Messenger RNA from Periophthalmus magnuspinnatus, 2169 nucleotides. It is a transcript of the gene cahz, whose product is annotated as carbonic anhydrase. The transcript is spliced from 7 exons. Gene Ontology annotation, cellular component: cytoplasm. Gene Ontology annotation, biological process: carbon dioxide transport. Lineage: Eukaryota; Metazoa; Chordata; Actinopteri; Gobiiformes; Gobiidae. Gene Ontology annotation, molecular function: carbonate dehydratase activity; zinc ion binding. The record is from RefSeq and is a predicted model, not a curated record. Bases 33 to 818 code for a protein of 261 amino acids.